Propithecus coquereli (Coquerel's sifaka) is the source of this 3816-nucleotide messenger RNA. RefSeq names its product synergin, gamma (gene SYNRG). The transcript is spliced from 19 exons. The coding region runs from base 80 to 3331 and encodes 1083 amino acids. Lineage: Eukaryota; Metazoa; Chordata; Mammalia; Primates; Indriidae. Gene Ontology annotation, molecular function: protein binding. Gene Ontology annotation, cellular component: clathrin coat of trans-Golgi network vesicle. The record is from RefSeq and is a predicted model, not a curated record.
GUUUGCCCCGGAAGUGGCUGUCUUCAGCUGACAGCUGCUGAUAAGGUGGCGGCGGCGGCAGCGGCUGGCCUGGAGCAAGAUGGCGCUGCGGCCGGGAACGGGAUCUGGCGGCGUCGGGGCCGCGGGAGCUGGCGCGGGGACCGCCGGGGGAGGCAGCUUCAUGUUUCCUGUUGCAGGUGGAAUAAGACCCCCUCAAGCUGGCCUGAUGCCAAUGCAGCAACAAGGAUUUCCCAUGGUCUCUGUCAUGCAACCUAAUAUGCAAGGCAUGAUGGGAAUGAAUUACAGCUCUCAAAUGUCCCAGGGGCCUAUAGCUAUGCAGGCAGGAAUACCAAUGGGACCAAUGCCAGCAGCAGGAAUGCCUUACUUGGGACAAGCACCCUUCCUGGGCAUGCGUCCUCCGGGCCCACAGUACACUCCAGACAUGCAGAAGCAGUUUGCUGAAGAGCAGCAAAAACGAUUUGAACAGCAGCAAAAACUCUUAGAAGAAGAAAGAAAAAGACGCCAGUUUGAAGAGCAGAAGCAAAAGCUCAGACUUCUGAGUAGUGUGAAACCCAAGACAGGAGAGAAGAGUAGAGAUGAUGCUUUGGAAGCCAUAAAAGGAAAUUUAGAUGGAUUUUCCAGAGAUGCUAAAAUGCACCCUACUCCAGCAUCACACCCCAAGAAACCAGGUAAUGCCUAUAAGAAAAUUUUAGAAACCACAGUGACUCCAACUGGAAUAGAUACUGCUAAACUUUAUCCCAUUCUGAUGUCAUCUGGACUUCCCAGAGAAACUCUUGGACAGAUAUGGGCCUUAGCUAAUCGAACUACACCUGGAAAACUUACUAAAGAAGAACUUUACACCGUUCUCGCCAUGAUAGCAGUAACACAGGUGGUAAAGCCAGAAGAAGAUGACUUCCAGGAUUUUCAAGAUGCUUCUAAGUCAGGAUCUCUUGAUGACUCAUUCAGUGAUUUCCAAGAGUUGCCUGCUUCUUCAAAAACAAAUAAUGCCCAGCAUGGAAACAGUGCCCCUUCUUUGUUGAUGCCACUUCCCGGAACUAAAGCAUCAGCUUCAAUGGAUAAAUAUGCUGUUUUUAAAGGAAUUGCAGCUGACAAGUCCUCUGAAAAUACUGUUCCACUUGGAGAGCAUGGUGAUAAGUACAGUGCUUUCAGAGAACUCGAAAGGGAGACAACAGAGAAUAAACCUUUAGGAGAAAGCUUUGCAGAAUUCAGAUCUGCUGAUGAUGGUUUCACCGAUUUUAAAACAGCCGAUAGUAUAUCACCACUAGAGCCACCAACAAAAGACAAAACUUUUCCAGCAUCCUUCCCCUCAGGAACUAUACAACAGAAACAACAAACACAAGUGAAAACUCCUCUGAACCUAGCAGACCUAGAUAUGUUUUCCUCAGUUACUUGCAGCAGCGAGAAACCGUUAUCUUUUUCAGCUGCAUUCAGCACAUCAAAAUCAGUUUCCACACAACCACAGCCAACAGGUUCUGCUGCAACUACGACAACAUUGGCAUCAGCUAAAACUUCUAGUCUGGCUGAUGAUUUUGGAGAAUUCAACCUUUUUGGGGAAUAUUCUAGUCUUGCAUCUGUUGGGGAGCAGGAUGACUUUGCAGAUUUUAUGGCUUUCAGUAAUAGCUCUAUUUCAUCUGAGCAAAAGGCAGAUGACAAAUAUGAUGCCCUUAAAGAAGAUGCGAGUCCUGUUUCUCUAACCAGCAACAUGGGUAGCACAGCGAAGAGUGGACAAAACCCCACGGCCAUGUCCACCAAGUACGAUGUCUUCAAACAGCUUUCUCUGGAAGGAUCUGGACUAGGUGUUGAAGACCUGAAAGAUAACACUCCUUCAGGAAAAAGUGAUGAUGAUUUUGCUGACUUCCACUCCAGUAAAUUUUCUUCCAUGAACUCGGACAAAUCCCUGGGAGAGAAAGCAGUGGCUUUUAGGCACACCAAAGAAGACUCUGCUUCAGUGAAGUCCUUGGAUCUCCCUUCCAUUGGUGGCAGCAGUGUUGGCAAGGAGGACUCUGAAGAUGCACUCUCUGUUCAGUUUGACAUGAAAUUGGCUGAUGUGGGAGGAGAUCUUAAGCAUGUCAUGUCUGAUAGCUCUUUGGAUUUACCAACAGUUAGUGGCCAGCAUCCUCCUGCCGCAGCAGGAAGUGGAUCCCCCUCAGCUGCCUCAGUUCUUCAAAAGAGAGAGACUUCAUUUGGCAGUUCUGAAAACAUCACCAUGACGUCUCUCUCCAAAGCAACGACCUUUGCAAGUGAAGAUGCUCUUCCAGAGACUGCCUUCCCAUCUUUUGCCAGUUUUAAGGACAUGAUUGCACAGACCUGUGAGCAAAAGGAAUAUGAAAGCAGGGACUAUAAAGAUUUGGGAAGACAGGACCUGCCUACGGCUGAACGGAGCCAAGAGGCCUUGUGUCCAAGCCCAGCUUCCAGCAGUGCCUCUCACGAAACCCCCAAAGAAUGUUCAGAUGACUUUGGAGAGUUUCAAAGUGAAAAGCCCAAAAUCAGCAAAUUUGACUUUUUAGUAGCCAAUUCACAAAACAAAAUGAAAUCCAGUGAAGAAAUGAUCAAAAGUGAGCUGGCAACCUUUGACCUUUCUGUUCAAGGAUCACACAAGAGGAGUUUGAGCCUUGGUGAUAAAGAAAUAAGCCGUUCUUCUCCUUCUCCGGCUUUGGAGCAGCCUUUCAGAGACCGUUCCAACACUCUGAGUGAGAAGCCUGCUCUGCCUGUCAUCCGUGACAAGUACAAGGAUCUCACGGGAGAGGUAGAGGAAAAUGAGAGAUAUGCAUAUGAAUGGCAGAGAUGCCUGGGGAGUGCCCUGGAUGUCAUUAAGAAAGCAAAUGAUACCUUAAAUGGAAUCAGUAGUAGCUCUGUUUGCACAGAAGUAAUUCAGUCCGCUCAAGGCAUGGAAUAUUUAUUGGGUGUUGUCGAAGUGUACAGGGUAACCAAGCGUGUGGAGCUGGGGAUAAAGGCCACUGCGGUGUGCAGUGAGAAACUCCAGCAGUUGCUGAAGGACAUCGAUAAAGUAUGGAAUAACCUAAUCGGCUUCAUGUCACUCGCCACACUCACACCCGAUGAAAAUUCGCUGGACUUUUCCUCCUGUAUGCUGCGGCCCGGGAUUAAAAAUGCUCAGGAACUUGCUUGUGGGGUGUGCCUCUUAAAUGUGGACUCCAGGAGCCGAAAAGAAGAGAAGCCUGCAGAAGAACAUCCUAAAAAAGCAUUCAACUCAGAAACAGACAGUUUCAAGCUGGCAUAUGGAGGGCACCAGUAUCAUGCCAGCUGUGCCAACUUCUGGAUCAACUGUGUGGAACCAAAACCUCCUGGCCUCAUCCUGCCUGAUUUGCUCUGAAAAGCUCCUCUAUGAAGCACCAACCAUUUUGUUUUUUUUUUUCUUGUCACACCCCCUGGGGUGACAAGGGCCCCCAAGGGCCCAAUAAACAGAAUUCAAGUACUGCAUCCAUGAAUCUGUCUGAAGAAUUCCCCAAGAGGCAGGGUGGGGGGAGCGCUGUGGAGGGGCCCAGUCAUUCCUGCAGGGCCUUUGGUCCCUCAGUCCCACCGCCCGUCUUUGGGAUAGCGUGCAACAGCCCUACCUAAACCGCAUGUGGCACCAAAAGUUUGCUCACGUGUCUCUAGCUCUCUUAAGAUGUUUUAAAACAUGGACCACAAUUUUCUCUAUCUAAGGAAUGAUUUACUGCUGCAAUACUGAAACUGUGAAGAGUCGACAUUUGAAGAAAAAUAUUGUCGUGGGACUGGAAUUGGCAAGACUGUUUUGAGCCAGUGCUUAUUUAUUUCUAAAACACAUUUUGUCCUGUGAAGUAGAAUGCAUUUAUCCAC